AUGGUGAAGUUCGAGGUGACCGUGCACCUGUGCUGCGAACCGGCGGUGUACAUCCACGACAAAGACCAUCCAUCGUAUAAGCGGUUCCACAAAGAGAAGCUCGGCACGAAGGAGAUGGAGGUUUUAUCCAACGAGCUUCUGCCCGAUGGCAGGGUCAAGGUGGUGACGCGCCAGGUGCCCGGCAUCAAGCUCCCGCGCGUGGUGCGACCGGUGCUUCGGGGAAAGGAGGUUGAGUUCAGGGACACCCGCACCUACGUCGAGGCUGAGAAGGGUAAAUUUCCAUUCACGCAGACGUUCCACACGGUGAACAACAUCACCGACCGGGCAGUCGUGGAAGGGACGAUCACCGUGAGCCAGGACACGGACGCGCGGACGAAGCUGCACGUCGAGGGCGAGUGCGUCGUGAAGAUAACCGGCUUGGGCGGAAAGAUCGAGUCCAUCAUCGUCGAGAACCUCAUGCGGUCGUACCGGCGGUUGCCGGACAUCGUCGCCGAGUGGAUGACCAUGCGGGAGGCGAUGCUCGCGAACCCGCAGCCGAGAGUUCCGCCCGCGGUGCACGCCCCGACCCGUGCACCCGGCGACGACGGCGACGACGAAUCCUUCUCCCCCACCGAGUCCGACGCCGGCUCAACGUCUUCGUUCCUAUCCGCCGCGUCGGAUCUGGGCUCGGUGUCGGGCGCGUCGUCCAACGGAGAGAGUGAUCGCGAUAUGAACCGGCGGGGGACGGGCAGCGGGCGGGGAAGGGGGGACGCGAAGAGACUACCGAGCCCGGACGACGCGAGGUCGCCGCAGCCGUUUCCCAUCGCGCCGGACACGCCGCCGCUGGACAAGUACCUCAACAGGUUCAGAACCGCGGCGGGGUUCGAGAGCCUGAGCGGCGGAAGCGGCGGAGGAAGGAGCGACAUAGACAGCGCGGACGAGAGCGGGGGACGGCCGGGCGAUCGCGGCGGCGGGGGGCGGGGAAGGUACUCGGACGGAACGUCGCGCGCGCGGGUCGGCGUGGUCGCCUCCUUGCUCCGCGCGUGUUGCUGCUACAGGGGCGAGGCGCUCCUGUCUGAUGUCGACUCGGACUCGGAGCGCGGCGGGGGCUCGCCCGACCAGAGCGGCUCGGACGGGUACGUCUCGGGGCGCGACGGGGAGUUCGAGGGAGCGCCAGACUCCAUCCUCACCCCGCUCACGCCCGGGGCGAGGAACAAGAGGCGGACGCGGCCGAGGGCCGGCCGGUGA
Micromonas commoda is the source of this 1227-nucleotide messenger RNA. RefSeq lists its product with no specific name. Lineage: Eukaryota; Viridiplantae; Chlorophyta; Mamiellophyceae; Mamiellales; Mamiellaceae. The coding region runs from base 1 to 1227 and encodes 408 amino acids. The record is from RefSeq and is a predicted model, not a curated record. The transcript is spliced from 2 exons.